This is a messenger RNA of Eremothecium gossypii ATCC 10895, 2154 nucleotides long. RefSeq lists its product as uncharacterized. The record is from RefSeq and is marked provisional. The coding region runs from base 1 to 2154 and encodes 717 amino acids. Gene Ontology annotation, molecular function: RNA binding. The transcript has a single exon. Lineage: Eukaryota; Fungi; Ascomycota; Saccharomycetes; Saccharomycetales; Saccharomycetaceae.
AUGAGGAUGGAGCAGUACGUGCCAGUAAGAACCAAGGUCUUUCGUAAGCCGUCACAAGCAGUGUUUUGCACACAGAACAACUGGAAGCCUUUCGAUGAAGCGGGGGAGGCGAUCUUCCGGCUCCCACAAAGCGAACAGUGUGUCGCGAAGCGCGAAAUCAGCAAAGACAACAUCAUCGAGUAUCAUUACUUGUUGCGGUGGUCUGGGGCGGCGGCGUGGGGCGGCGGAUCUAUUUCCGGGAUCUGCAUUCCGGUGAACACUGAGAUGACUGGGGAAUUGGAGAGGGAGUUGGGCGAGUUGUUCUCUUCAGCCGAGUUGCGCGGUGUGGACUUUGUGUUGUCGCAGACAAAGAUAUAUCCGAUCAAAGCGAGCGAGCAGCGGCCGGCGUACUACGGCUACCUCAUUGGAGAGAAGGGCGCGUUGAACGCGGCACACGUGCAAUUGGCAGUCUUGUUGCACCUGCACGACGGCAAUGUGGUAGAGUGCUUGGAGCUCCAGUCGGUGUCUUUUAUCCCUAUGGUUGCAGGGGUACAAUCCCUAAACUUGAAAAACAUCUCCACGAGCUUCCAGACGAAGGUGUUUCUGCCGAAUCUAUCCAACGCGGGCACUGAAACGGUGCCGCAUGUGUAUUUGGCCGGGCCGGUGCACUCGAUGGUUCUCCAGGCAAAGGAGGUUCUAACGUCAAUGAUCCGGUCGAUCGACAGCGAGAUAUACUACGCAAAACUGCAAAAUGUCUCCCAAGUGAAGUUGCGCUACAUCUGCUCAGAACGUUCCAAAGAGCUCAACCAUUUGAUGAUGAAAUACCAGACGUUUAUUCACUUGAACAUGGAGAAAGAAGAGGUCGAAUUCCAGUCUUCGUCGACUCACUUGCUUGAGCUAGUAAGGAAGGAGUUUACUAUGGAGAUUUUGUCUCAGGUUUCGGAGUUGCAGUUACUUUUCCAUGAUGGGGAAUAUAACUCAAUAGAGAAGGCAAUUCCUGGCCCAUUGCUUGCUCUAUGUAUCAAAUAUAGCGUCACUCUUCUAGCGGAGCCUGAUCACUGGAAUUUCGUGUUAGUCGGCGACCAGGGCAAGCUUGAGAAGGUGCUCGAAUGGGUAUCCAAGAAUAUGCUGAAUACACCAUUGCAAGUGAAAUAUUUUGUGGAAUUAGAUCCGUCUUACAAGGACUUUGUUUCCGGUAAGAAGAAUGGUAAGAUUUCACGUAUUAUGGAUAGUACUGACGUCGUAAUAAAUUUGGACUUACAAAAUGGCCAUGGUAACAUGAUUCUCACUAUGUUUGCCAAUGACAUAAAAAAUGCCAUCUUAGGCCAAAAGCUUGUAUCGGACGAACUACCUUCUGAACGAUCUUUCUUUAUUCCAGAAGCAUACCAUAGGCCGGUUAUCGGGACAGGCGGAUCUGUCAUACAAACCAUCAUGAGGAAGCACAACGUAUUUAUACAGUUUUCGAACAGCUUUCAACUUCCACAGAACAAGCUUGCCCAUAUCCGGUACGAUAACGUUGUCAUAAGAUGCCCGUCAAAGAAUCGCGGCGAGAUUAUUCCUGCCAAAGAAGAGCUCAAUCAGCUAGCGCAAGAAUACAGCGAGAUGCAACCAAAUGUACAACUAAGAUUGUCGCCAGGCCAGUAUAGAUACCUGUUACACCACAACGAGAAAGAUAAGCUGUCGCUGGUGGACAACAUAGGGACAAUCGAACGAAGAACUUCUACUUAUGUAAUGUUUCCUUUCCAAGAGCCAAAAGAAGGUUUUCUUUUAGAGAUUAGAGGCAACGAUAACCAAGCCACAAUCGCAGCUCGCAAACUAUCGGAAUCUUUUGGUGAAGAACUAGAAAUUACCAUCACAAGCCCUAUCGUUGACACAGUGGACUUUUGCAACUCCAUCGUUGUUCCAUUUCUGGCCAUGGGCCUCAUCGUGACUACCGCCGACUGCUUGAUACGGUUCACAUACCAAGAAGGAAAUAAGUCUGUCACAUAUGCUUUGGAUAUUCUACGCGAGUACCUCAGGAAGAUUAACGUCACAAUUAUGGACAAAUCUUUUAUUAGAUCAUGGAUCGUAGAGGCGCCGAAGCAUCCAGUUCCCCAGCCUGUAACGGAAAAAAAACACCACGCGCACCAUGGUGCAUAUAUCCAGCAAUACUCGUACGGAUAUGCGACUUUAUAG